Molecule: messenger RNA, 1479 nt
Organism: Penicilliopsis zonata CBS 506.65
Lineage: Eukaryota; Fungi; Ascomycota; Eurotiomycetes; Eurotiales; Aspergillaceae
Exons: 5
Coding region: 50-1144 (364 amino acids)
Source: RefSeq, a predicted model, not a curated record
GAAGACGCCAUCUUGUUGCUUGGAGGUCUUCACUCUUGUCGAGCGCAAAAUGUCCAAUUUCGAGCCCAAUGCGGUGAUCCGUGGAUUCCAGUUGACGGUUGUUGGAACUGUCCGAGCAUUGCGCAACCCUGAACUCUUCAAAUAUGAUCACUUUCGUCAAGCAGCCCUGGCGGUUGCUGUGGGCGUGAUUAUCCAGCUCAUUAUUCAAGUUCCGAUCAUAGCUAUCAAGUUUGUGAUAUGGAUUGUGUCAUUGGUAUCGAAUCUCGACCAAGCCACAUGGGAUGAUCGGAUCUUGAACGGAUUGGAAUUCUUGUCCAAGUCCGUUCUACAAGUCCCCUUUCUGUUGAUGUCGCUCAUGCGAUAUAUCACUCCGACACUUGAUGAGAUCUUCAUGGAAUCACUGCACUGGGUCGAUUCCACCUACGUGGACAAGCACAAGGCCGAAGACCCCAGAACGCUGCGGGCCAUGUACUACCCAAACCUCGUCAGAUACUCCACCCAAGGCAAAGUAGGCGUAUCCAAUCCGGUGCCCCAGGCUCUAAUGCUUUUUCUGCGGCGGUAUGCCAAGCGAGUUGGUAUGAUGCUUGGGGUCUAUCUCCUGUCUCUAACCCCGGUCGUGGGCCGAUUCGUUAUGCCCGCAGCCAGUUUCUAUGCAUUCCGAAGCAGCGUAGGAACGACUCCCGCUGCAGCUCUUUUUGGCGCCGGCCUUUUCCUGCCAAAACGAUAUAUUGUGAUAUUUCUCCACACCUAUUAUUCUUCACGCAGCCUGAUGCGUGAACUGCUCGAGCCUUACUUCAGUCGGGUUCGGUUCACUCCCGAGCAAAAACAAAGAUGGUUUCGCGACCGUGAAGGCGUUCUAUUCGGGUUUGCCUUUGGCUUCACGGUUCUUUUGAAGACACCAUUUAUCGGUGUACUCUUGUAUGGCGUUGCUGAAGCAUCGACAGCGUACUUGGUCACGAAAAUCACCGAUCCUCCACCGGAUCCCAGUGAAAGCAAGGACUUUGCCGAGUCCCAGACUACCUGGAAGAACAAGCAUGACUUCCUGCAAUUGUCGCUUGAUAAACUCGACAAAUUGAACACUGUAUCUGAUGACCCGCAGCAGAAGGAAUCCGUCUUCGAUACACCGAGGAAGAAGUUCUCAUAGAGCUUUCGCACCUGUCUUGACCCGCUCUUAGCGCCUAUAUAAGAGGCCAUUGCAUCUUGCACUCGAAUUUUGGAGACAGUAUGCAUUAUUUUGCAUCUAAAUCAUGGAUAGACCACGGAGGGGGUAUCAAUCGGGUCCUAUGUAAACGGCGUUAUCAACAUAAUGUGGCAGUGCCCUCCAUUGACCCUGGAAAUAGGAGCAUCAGUAUGCAAAAAUCGGACCACUACUGGCGCGCAAUUUCAUUGUGAACCGACGAUAAGCGGGUGAUAACUAGAGCAAAUCAUAUUAUGAACUCAUCUUUAUCAACACCAUAAUAAUACAACCACUUAGAGCAA